AUGCCUGCACUCACAACCAAGCCCAACAUCCUCCUCAUCCUCGCCGACGACCUCGGCUUCUCUGAUCUGGGUUGCUUCGGCGGAGAAGUCGCAACUCCCAACCUUGAUGGUCUCGCCAAGGAGGGCAUGCGUCUCUCUGGCUUUCACACAGCGUCAGCGUGCUCUCCAACUCGCUCGGUGCGCCCCAGUGCAGUGAUGCUCUUCUCGGGCACAGACAACCACCUCGCGGGACUUGGCCAGAUGGCCGAGACGAUCUCGCGAAAUGAAGUGUUCCAGGGCAAGGCCGGCUACGAGGGCAUGCUCAAUCAGCGGGUCGCCGCCUUGAGCGAGAUCCUCCAGGACAACGGCUACGGGACCUACAUGAGCGGCAAAUGGCACCUCGGCAUGACGCCCGACAGCCUUCCUCACGCUCGCGGGUUCGACCGCGUCUUUGGUCUCCUCCCAGGCGGCGGCAACCACUACGGCUAUGAGCCGUACCUCGACGACGGCACGCCUGCCGUCAAGGUUCUCCCGCCAAUCUACGUCGAGGACGGCAACUUUGUCGACCACCGCACCUUUGCCAAACCUUUCUACUCGACCACGACCUUCACGAACCGCAUGCUCGGCUAUCUCGAGGAACACGACUCGACCAAGCCUUUCUUUGCGUACUUGCCGUACACUGCGCCGCACUGGCCGCUGCAGGCGCCGCCCGAAAUUAUCGCCAAGUACCGCGGGAAGUACGACGACGGACCUGAGGCGCUUCGACAACGCCGACUCGCAGCGCUCAAGCGGGAAGGGCUCAUGGACGAGGAUGUCACGUCGCUGCCGAUCGUGUCGACGUUCGAGGACAAGCCCUGGGACGAGAUGACGGGGGAGGAAAAGGCCGUCUCUGCGCGCAAGAUGGAGGUGUACGCGGCAAUGAUCGAGGUCAUGGACGCCGAGAUUGGCCGCGUCGUCUCGUGGCUCAAGGAGACCGGCACCUACGAGUCGACCUUCAUCUUCUUCUGCAGCGACAACGGCGCCGAGGGAGCCAUGCUCGAGGCGCUUCCUGUCCUCGGCGAAGAGUUCCAGAAGACGAUCGAGCGCUUCUUCGACAACAGUCUCAACAAUAUCGGCCGCUACAACUCGUUCACGUCGAUCGGACCCGCUUGGGCGCAGGCUGCCACGGCGCCGAACCGGAUGUACAAGGCUUGGAUCACCGAAGGCGGCAUCCGCUGUCCUGCACUCCUCCGCUACCCGAACUUCCGCAACGGCGAGAUCUCGCACGAGUUCUGCACCAUCAUGGACAUCCUUCCUACCAUUCUCGAGAUGGCCGACAUCACUCAUCCUGCUCCCGAGUACCGCGGCCGCAAAGUUCUCCAGCCGCGCGGACGCUCGUGGGUCAGAUACUUGACGAACAAGGCCGAGUACGUCCACGACGACAACGCUGUGCACGGCUGGGAACUCUUCGGACAGUCUGCUAUCCGCCAAGGGCCCUGGAAAGCCGUCUGGAUCCCCGGCAAAGACGCCAAAUGGAGCCUCUACAACCUCGCCUCGGACGCCGGCGAAACUCGCGACCUCGCCAACGACGAGCCAGAGCGCCUGACAGAGAUGGUGCGGCUUUGGAGGGACUACGAAGCGGAGACGGGAGUGGUCAGGCUGGAUCCGGACCAGGCGUUCGCAUUGCGUGGGUACGGGUUCUACCGAGGGACGGAGCAGUGA
Messenger RNA from Rhodotorula toruloides NP11, 1680 nucleotides. Its product is annotated as arylsulfatase. The transcript has 8 exons. Lineage: Eukaryota; Fungi; Basidiomycota; Microbotryomycetes; Sporidiobolales; Sporidiobolaceae. Gene Ontology annotation, molecular function: arylsulfatase activity. The record is from RefSeq and is a predicted model, not a curated record. Bases 1 to 1680 code for a protein of 559 amino acids.